UCGGCCAUUUUGUGGCUGUUUCCUGUGGGACCCGGAGGUGGCGGUUGGGUCGGAAGAGUGAGAGACUCUUUGGCUAGUUUUUCCUGCUUGUUUUCUCCUCCUUUUUUUUCUGUCGGUAGAGCGCAGUUAUGGGUCGCAAGAAGAAGAAGCAGCUGAAGCCGUGGUGCUGGUAUUGUAAUAGAGAUUUUGAUGAUGAGAAGAUCCUUAUACAGCACCAAAAAGCAAAGCAUUUUAAAUGUCAUAUAUGUCAUAAGAAAUUGUAUACAGGACCUGGCUUAGCUAUUCAUUGCAUGCAGGUGCAUAAAGAGACAAUAGAUGCAGUACCAAAUGCAAUACCUGGGAGAACAGACAUAGAGUUGGAAAUAUAUGGUAUGGAAGGUAUUCCAGAAAAAGACAUGGAUGAAAGAAGACGACUUCUUGAACAGAAAACACAAGCAGAGAGUCAAAAAAAGAAGCAACAAGAGGAUUCUGAUGAAUAUGAUGAUGAUGACUCUGCAGCUUCAACUUCAUUUCAACCACAGCCUGUUCAACCUCAACAAGGCUAUAUCCCGCCAAUGGCACAACCAGGACUACCACCAGUUCCAGGAGCACCAGGAAUGCCUCCAGGCAUACCUCCAUUAAUGCCAGGUGUUCCUCCUCUGAUGCCAGGAAUGCCACCAGUUAUGCCAGGAAUGCCACCUGGAUUGCAUCAUCAGAGAAAAUACACCCAGUCAUUUUGCGGUGAAAACAUAAUGAUGCCAAUGGGUGGAAUGAUGCCACCUGGACCGGGAAUACCACCUCUGAUGCCUGGUAUGCCACCAGGUAUGCCCCCUCCUGUUCCACGUCCUGGAAUUCCUCCGAUGACUCAAGCACAGGCUGUUUCAGCGCCAGGUAUUCUUAACAGACCACCUGCACCAACAGCAACAGUUCCAGCUCCACAGCCUCCAGUUACUAAGCCUCUUUUCCCCAGUGCAGGACAGAUGGGGACACCUGUAACAAGCUCAAGUACAGCUUCAUCCAAUUCAGAAAGUCUGUCUGCGUCUUCUAAAGCUCUGUUUCCUAGCGCAGCACAAGCUCAGGCAGCUGUCCAAGGACCUGUUGGUACAGAUUUCAAGCCCUUAAAUAGUACCCCUGCAACAACUACAGAACCCCCAAAGCCUACAUUCCCUGCAUAUACACAGUCUACAGCUUCAACCACUAGUACAACAAAUAGCACUGCAGCUAAACCAGCAGCUUCAAUAACAAGUAAGCCUGCUACACUUACAACGACCAGUGCAACCAGUAAGUUGAUCCAUCCAGAUGAGGAUAUAUCGCUGGAAGAGAGAAGAGCACAGUUACCUAAAUAUCAACGUAAUCUUCCUCGACCAGGACAGGCUCCCAUUGGUAAUCCACCUGUUGGACCAAUUGGAGGUAUGAUGCCACCACAGCCAGGCAUCCCCCAGCAACAAGGAAUGAGACCCCCGAUGCCGCCUCAUGGUCAGUAUGGUGGUCAUCAUCAAGGCAUGCCAGGUUAUCUUCCUGGUGCUAUGCCACCGUAUGGGCAGGGACCGCCAAUGGUGCCCCCUUACCAAGGUGGGCCUCCUCGACCUCCGAUGGGAAUGAGACCUCCUGUAAUGUCGCAAGGUGGCCGUUACUGAUCUUACUUCAUCCAGUCUAAUAGGUUUGGAGAUUAAACCUUUUCUCAACUUGUGCUGUUUAUAUAGCCAAGCUUCCGUCAAUAAGGCUUCAUUGUGACUUUAACAAACAUUAUCUUCCCACAUACCAGGAACUAUUGGACAUUUAUUUUACAUGGGAAAAUUUAUUUGGAAUAAUAAAGCAGGAACUUUUCCUGAAGUUGCAAUUUAUACUGUAUGGCUUCUUUUUCAUGUUUCAUCUAGGUUUUUAGAAGUGAAGUAUAGUAAAUUUGGUUCGUUAUAUUGUGAAGGCGCUGGAAUUACAUGAACAUACCACCCUAAUAAAGGCAAGUUCUGUAAGCUUAUGUUGCUAUUUGUAAAGUUAUGCCUUCGCAGCAUUUCAGAUGCUGUUGGACUUCAUGUCCCCAACCUAGCUUGGUGAGGGCUGUAACUGUCUUCAAGUACCUGUACAUUGGAAGUCUGAAUGUGUAACAAUAUUUAAUGUAUUUAGAGUUCCUCAUGUUUCAGGGUUUAAGAAAUCUGACCCACCAAGGUCAUGUGACUUUUCUGUACUGUUAAACUUCAUUGUAAUAAAAUGAGAGAAAAAUUUAUGCCUUUUUAUUCAUAACCCAGCUGUGGACCACUGCCUGAAAGGUUUGUACAGAUGCAUGCCACAGUAGAUGUCCACAUAAUAAAAUUCGUAGUUAUACCAAUGCAGUUUUGAUAUAUCAUUGGAUUCUGUCUUUGAAUUGUAGGUUGUUCCUUAGCUGCAUGUUUUAAACUGGACAGUAUAUGUAGAAUUGUAUGUUAGUCCUUCAGUUGACAGAAAAACUUAGAUAUACCUAUGAGUCAUUACAUGGGUAUGAAAUCUUUGUAUUGUGUCACCUUUCCACCCCCUUGGUGUGUCAAUAUAUGUUAGCUAUCAUAGAUAUUUGAAAUGUAAACCUUAAUAUUCCCUCCUUCCUGCUGAUGUUUAGAGCCUAGUGCCAGACCCAUUCAUUUCCUUCUGAUUAUUUUUGAAACUGCGGUACUGUGUGGACCUCAGAAGCUUUUCAGGUGCAAACUUCUAGAAGCUUAGGUGCAUGCAGUAAUAGCCUUCUGUACUGUUAAUGACUGGUAUAUAUUCUAAUGUUAUGAUGAGAAUCUAAAUGUGCCUCUGUUAAGAUGGUUAACAGAUGGAUUUGAAAUUUUUUAUUAUGUUCCUGGAAGAUUACAUUAUUUCUUUGAUUAAAUGGCUACCUUCUGUUAUUAUUAAGCCUAAAUGGCUUUUUACUGUUAACCUUUUCAUUCUUGGAAAUUUGAAUGUUCAACUGUGUUCUAUGGAGAACUUUUCUGUAGAGAUGACUGCUAUUAUUCAGUAUCUUACAUUGCAAGUCUCAUAUAUUAAUAGCCUUGUUGACCUCUUUUUGGCAUCCAUUUUUUUGAUUUUCAUUUUUACAGAGUACUUUUAUGACUAAGUAUCAAAUGACCUGUACAAAGUAUCAUUAUUAAUAUAUUAUGAACUCAGGUUUAGUUUUCCUCAAUAUAAAGUUAAGACAGCUAAGAAAAUAACAUUUCUUUAUAACCUUUAUGUGAAGGUGUAGGUAUAAGGCACAGAAUCUGAAGUUUUGUAUAAACAAAAGAAAGCUUUAACCAUAUAAGAAAAUACUGAAAGAUGUUUUAAUUAUCAUAAAAGAGUGUAUAUAAGUGACAAGUAAAAGUCAUUCAUCUUAAACAAAACAUUGUAAGUAUUAACAAAGCUGAGUGUUAUUUUAAAUCUAUUUUGCUCCAGUGGUUUUACAGCUCCUGUGCUAUUUUUGAGGGUCAAAAAAUUUCAUAGUUUGAAAAGGCAACAUGCAUGUAUCGCCAAGAAUGCAUUUCUUCCUGCUGCCAGCAGCCAAGUCUCUACCCCUUUCUCACCAAACGCCUGUCUACGUAAAUACGUAAUAGAAAUUAUCAUAUACUUCUUAGAUUUGGCAGCAUGUUUAUCAUACUGCCAAAGAAAGACCUGUGUUGAAAAUCUUUUAAGGUAAAAAUGGCAUAAUUAAAUUUAGAAUUAUUAAAUAGGAAAUAUUCUCCCAAACCAAAUUUCUCUCAGGCAUUUCAUGUACAGGCUUAUCAACAAACUACGGAUGGAUUAUAGCAGUGGGGGAGAGGAAUCAGGAAGAGGGAAAAAAAUGGGUUAGUAAUGUUUCAAAAAUUAUGCAAAGCUUGAUUUGCAUUGAUGCAAAGAGAACUGAUAUAUUGAGGUUUGUUGCUAUCUGAGGUCAGAAAGGAGAAAAUAUUGCCACUUUUAAAGAAAUGAUAGAAUUCUAAUUAAAAGUUAAUUCAAAAUGUUAUGCACAACACUUAGGCACAUCGUUCAUCUGUUGUAUUUUGUAGGUAUAUGGCUCAGAUGGUGCCCAUUUGGUAUAUUUAAUGUGUAAUUUGUGCAUGCAUCAGAGUGUAAUUAAGCUUCUAGAAAAUAUCUUUUACCUAAUUGCUUCUGGGGUCCAUAAUGUGGUUAAAUCACGAGUGGAACAAAUUAUGUUGAAAUAAUUAACUCUGACUUACGCUUUCUUAAAGAAUAGAUGGAGUUGAAAUAAACUUCAUCUGCCCUCACAGAAGACAGCUUUGGGACUUGGUAUAUACCGGCAGGCAUUGUGAUUGCCAUAAUUUAGGAAGUUGUAAGAUUAAUGGGGCUGCCAGUUUUGGCUCUUACCUUACAUCCACUGUUACCACUUUCUUUAAAAAAACAAAAACGAUUUUUGUCUGGCACUAGUUUCUAUUGUGUGUAUGACAGUAACAAGACCAGCAGGUGAGGAUCAACUUUUGAGUGACUGCUGGAUAUCAUUUGAUUUGAAUACUAUUUUAGCAAUCUUUCACACUUUUACUGUUAGGAAUGGGGUAAAUAUUCUUUGAGCACUCCUGUUCCACUGAUCAAGUCACAUACUGAACUUAAACUCAGUUUAAUUAAAUUUAGUUAUUUGCAGAGGUGGGCGAGAUUCCCAGUAAAAGUAUGGGCUCAGAGUGGAAUUAUAAUGGACAAUAGAUUUUUUUUUUUUAAAAAGAGCUACUCUUUUUUCCUUUGCUUGCUUGAUCAUUGGGAUUUUUUUAAAUGCAUGUCUUUUAAAUUAAUUGGGUAAUGUUUUUCUAAAAUUAAAAUUUUCUUCUUCCUAUAGCCCUGCCAUAGGACAGGCUGAGGCUGAGUCUCAGUGUUGCCCUGUUCAGUCUGAGGCAAGUGGGAUUUAUUUUAUUCCUUAUAGGGGCUUUCACAGCUUUAUGGCUGUUGGAUAUUCAUGUCCCCAAACUUGCAGCAAGUUUGGUGAAGGCCCCUAAAUUUAAUUAAAUUUAGGAUUUUUAUACUCUCUUGGCAGAGAAGGCUCUAUAUUAAUAUUCACGUUUGACUGUGGUGUUAAUAAACAGAAAAAAGUAUUUGAUAUAUGUAAUUUUAUCUAAUUUACUUUGUGUUACAUAAUAUUUAACAGCCUCAGUAAAGGUGAUGUUAUUUAUAUUGAACUUGAGUAAAUUGACAAAAUUUGACGUUCUUGAUUUGGAGGCAUGAAAUGUUUCAUUCAAAUUUUCCCUUUCACUUUUAGGAAAACCUUACUGGUUAUUUUCUGCUCAAACUAUUAAAUUUAACCUCAAGGAUAAUAAUCAUUGGAAAUGCCACUGGAUACUGAAAUCUGCAUUUUUAAUCCCAAAGUUAUGCAUUGAACGUUAAGGUUGAAAGGUCAUCUGGAAAUGCUUGUGACUUUUAAUAUUUCCAAAUUUCACCACAUUAGAGCAAAUGUUAAUGUAGAGCCCUGUGAAAAGUGGGAAGAUGGUGUGUAUGUGUGGUAUGUAUGCGUAUACACUACACAUUUGAUAUAAUAAAAGAGUUUGGGUAUUACACACUUACCAGUAUGGAUGGAUUACAAAUUUUCAGGCAGCCAAACUGAAAUUGUUUCACAUAGUAAAGUUUAGUAUAUUGAAUUGUGGUUUUGGAACGAUUAUUUUGAGUUUCAUUUUUAUCCUUACUGAACAAUAUUUGAUGCAAUAUGCACACAUGAAAAACACCCGUGUUUGUUUCCAACUAAAAAUUGCUUUUAUUUGGUGGAAAAAGUUGUGUUUAUGUGUGUAUGUUGUAGUGGGCAAGUAACGGGGGAACUGAAAGAGAGGCCAAAACAUUAACUUGGAUUACUUUUGUUCCUUCCCGUGUUAAAGCCACUGUUCUAUGCAGAUAGCAUUUUCCUCUGAACAGUAACAGUUCACUUAUAGUACAAUGUUUAGCAAACCCAGGCUUGUGUUUCUAUGUGGUUUUAAUUCUUGGAAACAUAAAGAAGAAAAAUGAAUUAAAUGAAUUCCAAAUUUUCACCUCUGUUAUUAGAAUAUAAGCUUUUCUCUGUAACUGAAUCAUGGAAAAAAGAUAUUAAUGUUUGAAAAAAGAAUUGUGUCACAACAAAAAAAUUCCACUGGAAUAUUUUACUACCUGCUCAAUAACUGCAUCUUUUAAGACUCCUCAGUUGGAGUUGUUUUCUGUUGCAUCCAUCAUUCCCCAAUAUACUGAAAUAUUCAAGAGUGAAGUUGCUUGUCCUAAUUCUAAUAGUGAUCAUUGAAAUAAUUAUAAUUGAAAUACCCUCUUAAAUGCUUGAGUACUGGCGUGGGAGGGAUUUUCUAAGGGAGACAUAAUUUGUUGAAGGUGAUACAGAUAUCUAAGAUGUAGGUUCUUCGAUCUUUGUAGUCCUCUGACUCAGACAAAUACAGUUUUGAGAAUAACUUUCAGGUAUCUAUUAUAUCCACAGGUAAAACUUAGUAAAUUACUGAAAGGAAAUGUUGAAGUCACUUCUUUACUGAGAUGAAAUUUUGUUUAAGUAAACUGACACUUGUAUCGGUUAGGGGAUUUUUUAAAAAGUAGUAAACAUGUUCCCUAAAAUUUUGUGUAAAUCAAGUAUGUCUUUUUUUAAAGGCGGUAUUUAUCUACCUUAUUGAAUAACCUUUGUAUGUUAUUCCAAAAUGAAACUGGUUUUCUUACUCUUUUAUGGAAGUCUUCUAAAAGAAGAGAUUGAUUAUAAGACUAUUGACUAUAAGGCAGAGUUUUGUAAGUAAACAUUCUCCCAUUUAUGCUUCUGCUAUCAUGAUUUGAAUAUUAGUAUAGGUUAUUCCUUUUUAGCCUUCUUUCUCAGUAUUUUGUUUUCUGUCAUCCGAAUCAUUUUAAUAAAUGAUCUUUUGUUUUAAUAGCAUAGCAAUCAUCUGAUAUUUCUUGGCAAAAUAAGCAGCUACUUUAAUGAUGUUAUAUAUAGUGUCAUGCACAUAGUGGAUAUUCACAAUUUUGUAAUUAAUGUUGUAUUUUCAGAACUAUACUUUCAAUAUCUUGGCUCUUAGGCAUCCCCUGUUAUGAAUCUAAUUCAAACUAAUACAUAGCAAAUGGGGAAAGCGGGACCUCAGUUUGAGCUCCCUAAUUAAACAUCUCCAACAUUUCCAAGUGUUUUCAUGUUCUUACUUGGCAUUUUUGUAGGAAAAUAAGUUUGAAAGUAUCAUGUUUUAAAAAACUAGAUUUCUUCAGUAAGGCUCAGAGGAGAAUUGUUUUUUAUAAGCAUUGUUUUUCUUGCUGUGGACUUCAUACAUUUUUGCAUAAUAAUUUGGCCAUAAAAGGAAGAGCCUUUCAUUUUCUUCCCAACUCUGGAAAAAUAAUAGCUUGAAACUGUAUUAGUUUGAAAUUUUUGAACCAUUUCUCUUUAAAUCUGUUCAACUAAUCUCAUGUAUGUUCUCAGGGGAAAUUACAUUUUACGAGUCAGGAUAUAGAAAUCAUAUUAAGGCAGAAAUUGGAGACCCAAAGGAGAUCGUCACUGAAGCUAAUUUGAACUAUUUCUAUUUGAAGCAAAUUGAACACUGUAUUAUAAAUGAAGACUGGUUCAUGGUUAGGUUCUUUAGGAGGCAAAUAAUCACCAGCUUUAUCAUGAGAAUAUGUUUGUGUAUAUGUUGUAAUUUUGGGCACAUUAACUACAGAGAAGAUACAUGUGAGUAAACUGUUUUAACAGUUGAUUAGUUGGACCCCAGCCAUUAAUUCCAAAUGCUGUAAUGGUAUGUAAGGUUGUGAUAUGGCACAGUUUCAGUAAUGUGCUGUGUGUUUGGUCAGGGGUUUGUGUAAUGCUUUGUUUGUAAAAAAGGGGAAGUCCUUUAUUGGAAUUCUCCGGGCCUUUUGGCAUUCUUACUGUGUCUGGGUUUUUUUUUUAUCAUUAUUAUAGUUAAGAAUCAUAUGCCUUCGUUUUUGUUUAAAUGUGAGGAACUGGCAGUGAAAUUCAUUGAUGCCCAACUUGGAUAAAAAUGAAGAAUGUUGUUUGCCCAGCUUACAACACACAGACCAGUAGUGAUUAUUUGGGUGAGAGGCCAUUGUACAGUAUCGUUAGACUUUUAAGAACCUUAAAUGUAAUGGAAGGUAAUAGUAUUUUGGCCUUGGUUUACAUUCGUUAUGCAAGAUUUCAUCAAAUCAUUUAUUAUAAUGUAGCUCAUUCUUAAUAUUUUUAUUUAUAAAUAAUUUGGCAAUCAGAUGAAAAUAAACAAGGUUUACCACGUCAUUUUCCAGUUUCUACUAAUAAAACAAGUCUGCUUAACUACCCAAGUGGACCAAGGGAAGCGUUAUUAAAGUUUCUGUAAGUUUGAGUUAGAAAAAUAUGGGAGAUUUAGUUACUGAGCAUAGCCUGCCUUUUAGCUAUUAGCUUGUUAGUGUACUUAUAGGAGAAGCAAUAGAAUGUGCUUUUCAGCCCAUGUGUUUAAAAUGGAAAAUCUUUAAUAUACAGAAAUGAAGUCAAGUAUUUUAGAAGUUGAAUUUAAAAUAUUAAAAAUUGCUUGUUUCUGUGGGAUGUGUCUUACAUGUACUUAAAUCAGAAAUUAUCAUGCAGAGAUUUUUAUUCCUAGAUAUAUGUACCCCCCUCUCCUUUUAGAGUAACCCAUAUCUUUAUAGUACACAUACUGGAAUAUAUAAUUUAUUAAAAUUGAGAGGUGUCCAGGAGAUAUACAGUAUUAUUAACUCAUUCUCAUAAGGUCACUCUAAAUUUAAUAGCCAAUAUAAGGUACUUUUUGUAAGACAGGGAAAUUUUUUUUAAUGUAGUAAUGUCAGGCUCUGAGGAAAUUUUAUGCACAUUGACUUUUUAAACUAUGAAUUGAACUCCUCAGUUUAAUACAAUUUGUGUUUUUGUUAACUAGCAGCAGAAUUUCAGCAUUUGCUACUUACUGGUAGAGAAGAAAAAUCCCACAGCCCUGCCAGUACAGGUUAGUUUAAUCUGUAAGUACCUGAUGUUCCUAUUUUUUUCAAACAUAUCCAUAUAACCCACACCAGGAAGAAAGCUGUGCAGUUACUUAAAUGUGAGUAUGACAUUGGACACUUCUAAACACUCAGUACUUGGGCCAAAGUAGCUCUAGGUUUGCUCACCUGAGUUGUAAUAAAGGUGUGAUACUGCUCCUUUAUUAUCGGGUUACGGUUAAACCUAAAUAGAUAUGUUGUACAUAGAAAGAAGACUGAAAGUUUUAAUUGGCUAUAUGCUCAUGUUGGUAUAUGGAGUACAGGUGUUUGGGUCCAGGGUCUCCUACUUAAGCCGCUCCUUGGUACUCAUACUUACCUUUUAACUUUUUACAGUAUGAAUCAACAGAUAAAAAGUCAAGUUUCCUCACCUCUAGUAGUGAUAAAUGGUGUGCAGUCAUAUGCCAGAAUAUAUUUUUAUGCUGCUUUUUUGUUCUUAGAUAUUUUUAGUAACUCUUGUUGUAAGUACUAAUUUUGUUCAUCCUUUUUGUAAACUAUAACCUGUUGGUGCACCACCACUGUGGGUUCAUUUUAAUUUGAACUAAGAAGAACCUUUUUAAUAUUCAGAUGAAAGCUGACUACCCAUCAAGAAAUCUAGACACAUUCUUUGCAUAUUCCUUUUGAGGAGCAGUGAGGACAUAACAGGUUGUGAAAGUUAUGUUAAAGUUUUUAUUAGUUUCAUUGGUUCUACCAGCGUUCAUUGUUGUCUUGAACCAUCCUUCAGAGAUUUCCUUUAACCUUUAAAUAUUGUGCUCUUAUGUUGAUAAAAAUUUUAAAUACUGAGGAGAGAAGAAGAAAGUAUACAAUUUAGUUUAUACAAGCCUACCUGAACCAUUCUGCUAUUCUGUAUGGCUUCCUCUUCACCUUAAGUGUAAUAUUGUAUAAUGUGAGUCUGUCCGUACAACUACUGAUUUUUUACUCCUGUUAAAGUGGGAUGGUGAUAAAGACCUUGAUUUAUCAACCGAUAAUAAAAUAUAUUUUAUAAGAUAUCCACUUGUUUUUUAACAUAAAAUUGCCUAAGGGCUUAAGUUUCAUUGCCUUUCACAGUUUAAUCUGUAUAAGAAAUGGCGUAGAUACAGUGGAAUGGUUUUCCUUAAAACCAUCUCUUUAAAGCUGCUUUUCUGGUGAGUACUAUUUUAUACUUUUAUAUAUCACUAUUUUUCCAUUUAAAUUUAACUUAAGUUGGACACUUUGAUCAAAGUGUAUGAGUUUCUACACUCUUAUUACCUGAAUUGAGAAUGUUAAGGUGAUUAUUUUACCUCCCUAUGUUUCUCUAAUAAUUGGGGCUCACUUUUUUCCUGACCUUCACUUAAUAGACUAUAUAACUGCAAAAACUUUAACAUGUAAAUUAUUUCUUUUUGGUGAGAUAGGAAAGAUGUUUUUACUCAAAACUAGUGUUAAAACAAUUUUUAUUUUAACUUAAAAAUUUUUUUAGUUGACAGGCAAAAGUGGUUUUUUUCCUCAAUGCUUUUGGUUGCCAUGUUGCAUAGGUUUAAAAUUUAAAGACCAGAAUUUUUGUCUAGUGAUUCUUGAGUAGUUAAGCUGGGAAUAGAGUUGAAGGAAAGCUUGCCCAAAAUGGUCAUGCAGACUAAUUGCUUACAGGAGUCUCUGAGUGAAGCUUGAGAAUUUCAAAUGUAUUCUUAAAUCAUUCUAACCUUGCAUGAAAAACUUGGGUUGGACUACUGAUUUCUGGGAUUGUGUAUACCCGUGAAAAUUAGCCUGAGCAUAUUUCUAAUUACUUGAUCCCCUGUUAAAUCCCUCCGUCAUUGUAACACGUGGAUUUUUUCUCUCUAGCUUUUAGCCACAUCCUACCUAACAUCAGUUUAUCUUAAGGAUGUUUUCACAUUGUAUUUCCUGCUGUGAUCUUUGUAAGCCAAUAAUAAAAAGUCAGCUCAUGCUUUUUAGUAUGAACAGUGAUAGUCUUCUAAAAUAAAUCUGAAAAUUUGAAUAUGUGAUAAUGGUAAUGUAUUCUUCUAGAUAAGCACUACACAAAGUGUGGACCCUCAAUUUAUGUCUUUAAGAUUUAAAGUGAAGUAAAUUUCUAAGGAACUCUGUCCUUUCCUAGCAAGGAUAAGCAGACACUGAAAAUUUGUUGGUUGGCUGGAUGAUAUCUUCAGAUACAUUUUUGAGAAGAAGUGUACAUAGCUGGUGUAUUUCUUGACUCUUUGCAUAUUUGAGAACAUUUUUCUGUUGCCUUCAAAUGUGAUCAACAGUCUGGAUAAAGAAUUCCCAUCAAUAUUCUAAUAACCUGAAGCCUAGAGAGGCCAGAACUACUGAAGCCUGCGUGCCUAGAGCCCGUGCUCCGCAACAAGAGAAGCCACGUCAGUGAGAAGCCCGCGCACCGCAACGAAGAGUAGCCCCCGCUCGGCUCAACUAGAGAAAUCCCGUGCACAGCAACGAAGACGCAACACAGCAAAAAAAAAAAAAAAAAAAAAGACACCAUAUACAAAGGGCCACCAAUUACGAUGGCAGCUGACUUCUCAUCAGCAACAAUAGAGGCCAGGAAACAAUGUCUCAAAUACUGAGGGCGUAUAUAUUGACCUAGAACUUUAUCCACAGCUAAAAUAACAUUCAAGAAUGACUGUAAGUUAGAAACAUUUUUAGACAUGAGUUUAGUACAGAACCUCACUUAAGAAUUAUUAAAAGAGGGCUUCCCUGGUGGUGCGAUGGUUAAGAAUCCACCUGCCAGUGCAGGGGACACAGGUUUGAGCCCUGCUCCAGGAAGAUCCCACGUGCCACGGAGCAACUAAAUCCGUGCGCCACAACUACCGAGCCUGUGUGCCACAACUACUGAAGCCUGUGCACCUAGAGCCCGUGCUCUGCAGCAAGAGAAGCCACCACAAUGAGAAGCCUGCACACUGCAACGAAGAGUAGUCCCCGCUCGCUGCAACUAGAGAAAGCCCGCACGCAGCAACGAAGACUCAACACAGCCAAAAAUAAAUUUAUUUUAAAAAAUUAUUAAAGGAUACAUUUCUGCAAGGAGAAAAGUGAAUCCAGAGAGAAGAUGUGGGAGUAAAGAAGCAAAGGCAGGGCUUCCCUGGUGGCGCAGUGGUUGAGAGUCCGCCUGCCGAUGCAGGGAACACGGGUUCGUGCCCCGGUCCGCGAAGAUCCCACAUGCUGCGGAGCGACUGGGCCCGUGAGCCGUGGCCGCUGAGCCUGUGCGUCUGGAGCCUGUGCUCCGUAACGGGAGAGGCCGCAACAGGGAGAGGCCCGCGUACUGCAAAAAAAAAAAAAGAAGCAAAGGCAGUUUCUGCAAUAGGAGAGGUGGUGGCUAAAUAGAAAAUGAUUUGACAAGUCAGUACAUUUAAAUCAGUUAUUGACUGCAAAGUAGACACUUUUUUUGUGAUAAAAAAGUUGAAAUAAACCAACAGUUCCUGAAUGUGUUGGUCUUAGGAUCCCUUUAUACUCUUAAAAAUUAUUGUAGGCCCAAAGAGCUUUUGUUACAUGGGUUAUAUCAACUGAUAUUUGCCAUAUUAGAAAUUAAAACUAAUAUUUAAAAAAUACUAUUUCAUUUGCAAAUAAUAAACCUACUACAUGUUAACAUUUUUAUGAAAAAUAUUUCCCAAGAUAGAAAUUUAAUGAAUGGUAUUGUUUGUACAUUUUUGCCAGUGUCUUUAAUGUGUGGCUUAGAAGACAACUGGGUUCUUAUAUAUGAAUCAGGUAUUCAUUUUCAUGUAUAUAUUAUUAUAGAUGAAUCACAUUAUUCAUAAAUUCUUAUUUCUGAAUUGAAAUACCUGUAGAAAAUUCAGCCUCACACAGACAUGUAGUUGGAGAAGGGAAUAUAUUAAUAGCCUUUUUUCUUGACAGCUUAAAUUUUUUUCUUUUCCUUGAAGUGACAAGAGCACUUCAUUUUCAAGGAAAUGUCUGUCACAUACCCACGUCUGCAGAACCAUGGUUUGUCUGUCAGUCGUUCUUCAAAUAAAAAUGAUGUUCUGUGCAAAAAAAGUGGCUUGUUAAACUCAAUCACACGAGUGCUUCUCCAAGAGACAACCACUGUACUGUGUGCAGCAAAAGUGCUUUAUGCAUGUUUCCUAUAUCAUCACCCAGAUUUUAAAAAAGACAUAUUUGUGGGUCAAAAUUGAAUAAAAUCAGUAAUUUUUACUGCCUCAUCAAGGGCACUCUUAAGCGUAAUUGGCUUUUUUUUCUGUGAGUGCAUGACAAUGAAGAAUACAAUGACAGCUGGGACAGUUUGGUACCACUGCCCUGAUUCAUGUAAGGUGCCAGCUGUUUUACCCAUCAUUGCUUUCAUAUCAUCAGUGCAAAUGUCAACAGAGUGGGGGAAAAGCAACAUCUUAGUAAUAUUAUAAAAUAGCUUUAACCUUGCAGAUUCUUGAAUGGGUCUCGGGAAACACAUUCGAAGAACAGCUGCUCUAAUGAGAGAGGACCUCUUCACUAAGAACCUCUUUAUGUUCAGGAGGAAGGCAAACAUAGCUGAAGAAUAUUUAGAAUAAAGGUAAAGUUAAGUGUGCCCUCUAAAAGUAAGAAUAGGGACUUCCCUGGCAGUCCAGUGGUUAAGACUGUGCUCCUAAUGCAGGGGACGCAGGUUCGAUACUUGGUCAGGGCACUAGAUUCAACAUGCCACAACUAAGAGUUUGCAUGCCACAGCCUAAAAAGGAAAAAAGAAAACAAAAUAAGAGUAAUUACUAAAAAAAAAAAUAAUAAUUACUGAAAGAAAAAGAAGGCAUCUAUAAUUUCCAAACAAGCAGAGCUAUAAAAGGGAGUAUAGAAAUCUAUCAAUUCAAUAGAAGGCAGGAGAAAAGAAUCAGAAGGAUAACAAAUAUAUUGAAAACUAUAUAAAGUAGGGAAAUAAAUCCAGCUACAUCAGUAGUCAAAAGUGUGAAUCAACUCCUCUGUAAAAAAUUAGUUUGUCAUAUUAGAUUUUUAAAAAUUCAUUUAUAUGUUGCUUAAAAGAGACACAACUAAAACCUAAUUUUUGAAAAGUGUUGAAAAGGAGAAAACAAUUCAGGUAAAUACUAAAAGGAAGCUUGUGCAGCAUAUUAUUAUCAGGCAAAAUGACCUUUAAGGCAAAAACCAUUAAUUAGGAUAAGAAGGGACAGUACCUAGUGGUAAAAGAAAUCUAAGAAGAUACUAAAGUAAAAAACUAUGUACCUUCCAGUGUAUUCGCCGACAACUGCAAGGAGAAAUUGACAGACGCCCUGGUCGUGGUGGAAAAUUAUGGUGCAGCUCAAUCAGAAAUUAGUAUAGCAGAUUAAAGAAAAAAAAUCAGCUUACAAAAAACAAAAGCAUUCUUGUACAUGCAUUACAGUUAGUACAUGUAAUGGGAAGAAAACACUAGUAACAACCAACUCAUUCUAUGAUGCUUUUUGCAAGAUUACAACCUUAAUAUAAGGAUGAGCAAGGGUGUUCAAGAAAGAACAUUAGAAACCAAUCUCAGGAGUAGAGAGAAAAGAAAAACAACAUUCUCACAAAUUUAGCAGUGUACUAAAAUAAUGCAUAAUGAGCAAAGAGGAUGUAUUUUAGAAAUGCAAGAAUUUAAAAAUUCUUUUAAAAUAUAAGUCAUAUUUAUCACUCUUCUGCUCAAAAUUCUUCAGUGGCAAAAUUAAAAGUUCUGCCUUGAGGGCUUUGCACCUGUGGUUCCUUCAGCCUACCAUGGACUUUCUUUGAUCUUCCCUCAAAUGUCACUCCAGUGAGCCCUUCCCUGACUAUCCUAGUUAAAUUUCAUUUUCUAGCUAGCACUCCUUACCCUCCUGCUCUGCUUUGUUUUUCUCCAGAGCACUUAUGAGUUGUGCUGUAUUUUAUUUUAUUGUUUAUUAUCUGUCUUCCCAAAUAGAAUUUAAGCUUCAUGAGGGCAGGGGUUUUUGCCGGUCAGUUCCCUGCUUUUCCCAGAGUCUAAAACGGUGCCUGGCACAUCACAGUCACUCAAUAAAUAUUUGUUGAAUGAAUGAAUGACUAGUUCAACAUCAGAAAAUCUACCAACAGGGUAGAAGAGAAAAAUCAUAUGAUAAGCUCAUAUGCAGAAGAAUUUGAUAAAAUUAUUCAUUCAUGAUAAGAACUUAGCAAACAAUAAAUAGAAAAAAAUGUCUUUAAUUUGCUAAUAAUAAAAAAUUUAGAGUUAAUGGCAUACUUGAUGGUGAAACUUUAGGAAUAGUUACAUCAAAGACAGAGCCGAAAAAAAAAAAGACAGAGCCGAGACAAGAAGUUGCUGCUCUCACCUAUUCAAUUUUGUGCAAGGACAAGAAAAAGUACUAAGGGAUAUAAAAUUGAAAAGUAAAAAAAAAAGCUGUCCUAAUUGUAAAGGAAGUCUACACUAAAUGUUCAAGAGAAUCUACAAACUAUUAGAAAGUUCAGAGAGGUAACUGUUAUAUAAAGAUUAGCAUUCUUACAAGUAACAAUUAGUAUAUAUAAUAGAAAAAUGAUCCAAUUUAUAAUAGUGACUUAAAACAUAAGCUUCUCAGAAAUUAAUGUAAUGAAAGAUGCAAUGGAAAAUUUUGCAAGAUAGUAUUAGGGAGCAAAAAAGUCCUGACGUCAUGGAGAUAGAUUCAUAGAUGGAAAGAUGUAAUAUCAGAAAAAUAUCAGUUCUCUCCAAAUCUAUAAAUUAAACAGUAUGCCUAAUGAUUUUCCCUGGAACUUGACAAUAAUCUAAGAUUUAUAUGGGGGACUUCUCUGGUGGUCCUGUGGCUAAGACUCCACACUCACAAUGCAGGGGCCCCGGGUUCGGUCCCUGGUCAGGGAACUAGAUUCAACAUGCCACAACUAAGAGUUUGCAUGCCACAACUAAAGAUUCCACAUGCUGCAACUAAGACCUGAUGCAGAUAAAUAAAUAAAAUAUUUUUUAAAUUAAAAAAAAAUUGUGUGAAAAAGUAAAAAACCUGGAACAUUAAGACAACUUUAUUUUUUUUAAUUUAUUUAUUUUCGGCUGAGUUGGGUCUUUGUUGCUGCUCUUGGGCUUUCUCUAGUUGUGGUGAGUGGGGGCUACUCUUUGUUGCAGUGCGCAGGCUUUGUUGCGGAGCAUGGGCUCUAGGCACGCAGGCUCAGUAGUUGUGGCUCACGGGUUCUAGAGCGCAGGCUGAGUAGUUGUGGCACACGGGCUUAGUUGCUCCGUGGCAUGUGGGCUCUUCCCAGACCAGUGCUCGAACCUGUGUCCCCUGCAUUAGCAGGUGGAUUCUUAACCACUGUGCCACCAGGGAAGUCCCUAUUUCUAAUUUUUUGAUGGACCACCAUACUGUUUCUACAGCAGCUGUACCAGCUUACAUUCCCAACAACAGUUCAUAUUUGUUGUUUCUGGGUUUUUUUUGAUAGGGACCAUCCUAAUGGGUAUGAAGUGUUAUAGGAGGUUUUUUUUUUUUGCAGUACGCGGGCCUCUCACUGUUGUGUCCUCUCCCGUUGCGGAGCCCAGGCUCCGGACGCGCAGGCUCAGCGGCCAUGGCUCAGGGGCCCAGCCGCUCCGCAGCAUGUGGGAUCUUCCCGGACCAGGGCACGAACCCGUGUCCCCUGCAUCGGCAGGCGGACUCUCAACCACUGUGCCACCAGGGAAGCCCUCAUAGUAGUUUUGAUUUGCACUUCCCCAAUGAUUAGUGAUGUUUAGUGUCUUAUCAUGUGCUUCUUGACUACUUGUAGAUCUUCUUUGGAGAAAUGUCUAUUCAAGUCCUUCGUCCUUUUUUGAAUCAGGUUGGUUUUUUGUUGUCGUUGUUGCUGUUGAGUUUUAGGAAUUCUGUAUAUAGCCUGAAUAUUAAUCCCUUCUCAGAUAAAUCAUUUGCAAAUAUUUUUUCCCAUUCUGUGGGUUGCCUUUUUACUCUUUUGAUAGUAUCUUUUGAUGCACAAAAGUAAAAGAAUUUUUACGAAGUCCAGUUUGUCUGUUUUUUCAUAUCCAAGAAAUCAUUGACAAAUCCAAUGUCAUUUCCAAAGUACUUUUGCAUAUACUAUUUCACUUGUGCCUCAAAGAUACAUAAAGGAUGUUUAUUUCAGUUCAGUGAUCAUUUAUAGAGUAGGUUUUGUGCUAGGUUUUGUACUAGAUCUUGGGGAACCAAAGAUAAGACAAGAACUCUGACCACAGGUAACAUCAACAGACAACAUUGGAAUAUACAGUCAGAAAUGUUUAUAUGAAAACAGUGAUUAGGGGAGAGACAGAUUGUUGGGAGGUGUUAAUGAUAGAUAGUGAUGGCACUCAUACUCUGUUAUAUAUUUUUUCUUUUUUUUUCCAACUUUAUUGAGAGAAAAAUAAUCGAUAUGUAACAUUGUGUAAGGUAAGGUGUACAAUGUGUUGAUUUGAUAUAUUACAUUUUUUGUUUCAAGGAAGAAUUGGUGUUUUUUUACACCAUUUUGGAAUUAUAUUUCAUAAUUUAUAUAGCUGAUUUGAUAUACUUUUGAAAAUUGUAUUUUCCACAGUUAUAAUUUUUUUCCUCCAAAAAAUCUGAGUGAUAUAUUAGAACAUUGAACCUAGGCCACCCUCCUUGAUAUUGUGUUUGUGGAAAGAGUGAUUAAUCUAUGUGCAUAAUUUGGCCCCUUGCAUCCAAAAUGCAAUUUUGUUUAUUAGAAAUAUUUUAGAUAAUUAAUGCUUUGUAGCUUUGUGUUGUUAUUUUUAUUUUAUUUUUUAAAAUUUAUUUAUUUUUGGCUGCAUAGGGUCUUCGUUGCUGCGCGUGGGCUUUCUCUAGUUGCAUCAAGCAGGGGCUACUCUUUGUUGUGGUGAGCGGGGGCUACUCGUUGUUGUGGUGUGCGGGCUUCUCAUUGCAGUGGCUUCUCUUGUUGUGGAGCACGGGCUCUAGGUGCGCGGGCUUCAGUAGCUGUGGCUCGCUGGCUCUAGAGUGCAGGCUCAGUAGUUGUGGCACAUGGGCUUAGUUGCUCUGCGGCAUGUGGGAUCUUCCUGGACCAGGGCUUGAACCCAUGUCCCCUGCCUUGGCAGGCGGAUUCCCAACCACUGCACCACCAGGGAAGCCCUUGUGUUGUUAUUUUUAGAUCUGAAAAAGAUGGAGAGAAAUAAAACAUGGCAAAUCUAUUGCUUGAAGUAGAUGAAAAGAGUCAAACUUCAGCAAAAACAAAAGCCCCUGAAAUGAAGAACAGAAAAUCUGUGAUUAUUAUCAUUAUUAGCUCCGCAGGGAUGUUGAAGUGAUCAGCAUAUCAAUAACAUAAUUAAGUAGAAAGGUAUUUUUAAAUUUUGAGAAAGAGAGAAACCAUUCCUCUAGGGUAUGUCUCUUUUUUUUUUUAAAUAAAUUUAUUUAUUUAUUUUUGGUUGUGUUGGGUCUUCGUUUCCGUGCGAGGGCUUUCUCUAGUUGCGGCGAGCAGGGGCCACUCUUCAUCGCGGUGCGCGGGCCUUUCACUGUCGCGGCCUCUCUUGUUGAGGAGCACAGGCUCAGUAGUUGUGGCUCACAGGCCUAGUUGCUCCACGGCAUGUGGGAUCUUCCCAGACCAGGGAUUGAACCUGUGUCCCCUGCAUUGGCAGGCAGAUUCUCAACCACUGCACCACCAGGGAAGCCCCUAGGGUAUGUCUCUUAUAUACUCAGAAAAAUUUGCGCUUUUUUUAGUUAGGCAUCAGUGAUGAAUAAAUAGUCCAUUCAUACUAAAUACACUUGUGCUCCUUCAGGAGCAUAUAUACAUAUUAAUUACACCGAUACAGAUCUGAUACCAAGGAAAAAUAUACAAAUCUAUUGCAGAUUCUUUUCUUUUAAAUUAUUUUAACUAUCUAUUUUUUUAAUUUAUGGCUUUGUUGGAUCUUAGUUGCAGCACGCGGGCCUCUCUCUAGUUGUGGUAUGUGAGCUCCAGAGCGUGUGGGCUCUGUAGUUGUGGAGCGCAGGCCUAGUUGACCAGCAGCAUGUGGGAUCCUAGUUCCCGGACCAGGGAUCAAACCCAUGUCCCCUGCAUUUGAAGGCGGAUUCCCAACCACUGGAUCACCAGGGAAGUCCCUGCAGAUUCUUUUAUGUGUUGUGUAGAGUUCCUUACUUCAUAUGGAAGUGACCCUGUGAGCGCCAUAACAAAAGCUUUGUUAGGAGUUGGUUUUCUUUUGGAACGGGAUCCCUUUAUUCUGAUAAUUUAUUCUGACGUAAGACCUCUACCCAAGGAAAUAAUGGAAUUAUUUUGAGCAGUGCUACCAUCCAAUCAGAGAAUGCUAGCCUUCAGGGAGAUCCUCUGGCUCUGCUAGUCUCCUUACCAAGGCCAAGUCAAGAUUUUCCACCAGGACUGGCCUUUGGAUGAUAGAUUUGCAAUAUCUGGUAGAGGGCAUGUGUUAACAUUGCCUAGUAAUCUCUGGUUGCUUUUGUGGAAUUCAGAUGCAGAUUUGAUUAGUGACUAACCAUCAUCCCACAUAUGGGGACAUCGUGAGAUAAUUGAUAAUUUUGGGAAAAUCUCAUGUUGGUUCUGUAAUUUGACCACCUCUUUUGUGCAGGAUUUGGGGAUGAAGGUGGCAUUCUGUAACUGAAAGAACAGAAGUUUUGUCAUCAGAGUGAUUUGGGCUCAAAUCAACAGUGUUUGGGUUCAAAUCCUGACUCUGACUAGCAUUGUAACUCUGGGCAAGUGACUUAACUUCUCUGAAUCUCAAUUUCGUUUGUAAAAAAAAGCACUAGUGUUACUUUAUAGGGUAAUGGAAAUUAAAUAAAAUCUUACCACAGUGCUUAGCAUAUAGUAAGUACAGUUAUUCUACUAUCAGUGAUACAAACAGCUGGAGCAAUAUUUGGCGCAUUUUAUUUGUACCUCAAAGGUAUGUAAACUCAGUAAAGAGUUAGAGUUCCCUUCUAACAUUAGUUUUCCAUUGUUGUUAAUACAAAGAAAUUUUCAUGAAAAUAUUACUGUACUAGUUAUUGAAAUUGUGUGUUGUUAAAAUUUGAUCAUCAAAGGAAAUGCAUUCUGUUUUUUAGCUUUGUUGUUAGAUCUCUUUAUCCAGUUCAUAUUACACUUAAAUAAACACAUCCUUAGGCCUACUGCUUUUAGCUUUUAGACUAGGAAUUGCUAUUGAGGAGGAAUAGAGACCAGGCCAUAUUUAUAAGGGCUCUGAAAGAAAUCUUGUGAAGUACAAACCAAGAUAAGACACUAUUAGGUAGAUGCAAAUGAAUCAGAAUGCAUGGGAUGAGUAGAAUUCAGAGUGCUGUUAAAAAGCCUUAUGCCUCAGAGCUAAUAGGCUAUUUUUAAACGAUGAUAACCCUAAGAGUCUUGAAAGAAAAUUUAUAAAGGAAAGUUUGGUUUGGGGUGGGGCUCAGGGAGCAUUUGCAGAUGGAAUGGAGAGAACUCUGAAGAUGAGCAGGGAUUCAGAGUCCUGAGGAAUUUUCAGAGUGAUAAGAUUAUGAGAGACAGUCCCUGUGAAUCUGCAUGGUGAAUUUACUUGAUGCCUAUAUUUUCAGGACCUGUUGACAUUUUAUCCAUCCUUAAAGGCCUCUCUUAAUUGCUAUUUUCUCCCAAAGUCUUCUCCAGUUUUUCUGCUAGCUAACAAGAAUCUUUUCUCUUUAUACUAAAUAAAAGGAACCAUGAGUUUGGGGGAACAUUUUUAUAUUUCUCUUAUGAGAAAUUAUGUUACAGUUGUGUCAUAUUAUUACAUGAAUGUGUCUGCUUCUUAACUCAUGGUAUAGAAGGAAGAACAUGAGUUCUUAGGUUGGAAAUACCUGGAUUUGAAUACUACCUCUGAUCUUUUAUAGCAAUGUGCUUUUUUGUUGUUGUUAUAUAAUGUCUAUUUCCAAAGGGUUGGGAGGAUUAAAUGGAAUAAUAUGUAGAGAGUACUUUUUACCUUCUGCUGAUCUAAUGGCAUAGAAUUUCUGUUCCUUGCUCUCUGAUAAGGAUCCUAAGGAGGUGGUUUGAAAAGGGAAAUUUAUAGAUACUAGAUGGAAUCGAAAACCCAGGUGUAUGAGGAGUCAUAUGUAAGAUGUCUGUCUUUUAAUCUCACUGAUUAAAUUGAUGAACAAAGAGAAACUGUGAGAUAUCAGGAAAAGCUGUUACUAGUCACUCAGAUUAUACAUAUUGAAUACAUUUACUUUAUACAUUACAUAACGGAAAUGCUACCACCUUGUACCAGAAACAAUUUCUACUAGGAAAAUUAAUUCUGACAGGACAAAAUUCUUGUUUAAAAUUUGGACAGAUAUCUGUAUUAUUGAAUUAGCCAAAUGAGAAGAGAAACAUUCUAAAAAUGUAGCUUGUGAUUUACCGACUUAAUGCAGAUGGCUUACUUGUCUAGUAACCAUACAGCUCUGUCCAGAUUUUGCACAUAAUAUGUCAGAAUCAUCUACAUAAGAUGCAGCGUGGACUAAUGCAAAGGGAACCUGGGCUAGAAGUCAGAAGAACUGGAGGCAAGUCCUAAUGUUAUCUGAGACCAGGCCUCUGUUAUAUGGGUCUUGUUACUGUGGCAAAACAAUGGUAAACUAUAGGCUGGUCAGAGAAGCAUUGUGCAGGAUGAAACCUUGCAGCUCUGUGCAUCAGUGUGUGUGGUGGUAGAGGCGGGGCGGGGGAGGGGCGGCGGCGGUUUGAGUUACUAAAGAUGGCUAAAACCGACUGAAGCAGCGACCUCUAAUCGAUAAAAGACAACAGACUCCCUGUGAUGCCUAAGAAUAAACAUGAGUUUGAAAGACCCUCUCUGAGAUACACGAAACCCUGACUAGACUUCACAGGUCUGAUGAUAUGCUGGUGGUUCUGUGUUGCCAUAUCUUGAAGAAAUGUUCAUCAGGUCCUGAGAAGCAAAGUCAGGGAAGAGGUCCUCGAAUUUACUAGCUUGCACCAGACCAUCAGGUAAAGGUAGGACAUUUAUUUGGCUUAGAAUAUUCUUCAGAGAGGGACAGUGAAAUACUCGUGAGAUGAUCCAGGUAAUAAAAAGGUCAUGAAAAAUUGUCUCUGAAAAAAAGAAUCGAGGAGAAAUGGAGACUUCCAGAGAAAAGCCACCAAAUGCCUAUGUAUCAAAAUGCCUGCCAAGAACACAGCCAUUGAAUGGUGACAUCUGAGUGGCUUUGUUUGUUGGAGUUGUCUCAGGUGAGGUAAGUUUAUGUCUUCUCACUCUCCUUGAUCUUUGUAUAAUUCCCUGGUGCUUUACAGUGACUCCACAACUUUCUUAUUGUGGGUUCUGGGCAAGUUCCUUAACUUCUCUAAACUAGCCUCAGUUUCCUCAUCUGUAAAACACAGAUCUGUAGUGCCUGCUACUAAAGGCGGCUUUAAGGAUGAAGUGAAGUAAUAUAUGUGAAAGUUUCACUAUCAGAUACUUGAUAAGCUCCCUUCUGCCAAGGAGCUCCUAAGAUCGAUAGGCAGAGCAUGAUGUCACUUCACUGCUAGCCUCUAGCUACAGUAACACUAGCACUUUGAGUCCUGUUCUGACUUGUGAUCCUUAUUUUUAAUCAUUUUACUUCUGCCCAGUGGAGGAAAAACAAAUGGAGCAAGUUGUAGAUGCCACAAAGCCCUUUAUAAAUGGUUGUAAGGCUAGUAAUGCUCCAGUGCUUGCACAGGAUGGGUUUCCAAACAAUCCUCGCUAGUACAGAGUGUAAUUUCAGAGGCCCAAGGAAAAGUCUGAGUACUCCUCUCAGAGGCAGAAGUGUAAGCAAUCAGUUCCUUCUUUAAAAAAACCCACAAAAAACAACAAAAAAAGGCAUUAUUGAGAUAUAAUUCACAUAUCAUAAAACUGAUCUCAGUAGAAAAACUGGAUCUUGGGUAAAUAAUCCCUGUGUACUUGAGUAGCACCUCGAAAUCGAAUUAAAAAAAGAGAAGAAUUUCACUUGAGGAAACAAAGCUAAUAGAAUUGGAACAGACCUUUAGAAUAAUAUCAUCAGAGAGAUGCAAGUAUAUUGCAUCCACAGAGCAUGAACAGGCAUUACAAAAAUGAAGUAAAUUGGAGAUCUUAGCAAUGAAAAACAUACUUUUUGAAAUAAAACAAUAGGUGGGUUGAAUGGCAGAGUGGAUACACAGAAGAGUGAAUACUGUUCUGGAAAACUGGAUGGAGAAAUUCUCUCAGAACGCAGUAGGAAAAGAAAGUAGGUGGAGAAUGAAAGCCAUUGGGGGGGGGGGUAGAUCGAGUGUUCACAUCUAUCUAAUAGGAGUGACAGGAGAAAGUGGAGAAAAUGGAGGGCAGAUAUGGCAACGUUUUUUGUUAAUCCUCUAACUGCUGUUCUCCAACCCUUCUCCCCUGCUGGCCAGGCUGUCUCCCACCAUAGUUGCUGAACAUGCCCACCAAUUGUUUUUCCAGUCACCCUUGCAACUGGGGCAUUGAUGUGUGAUCCAGUCCUGACCAGUGGGACCAGACAGGAGUUCUGCUAGGCGACUUCUAUGAGUAUUUCUCCACAAUACCAAGAGACGCACAAGGAACGACUGCUUCCUGUGUUUGGAUGCAGUUGUGUGAGGAUACACUAUCUGGAGCUGUAGUGGUCAUCUUGCAACCACAUGGGGACAAAAGCAAUGCUGAGAAUGGCUGAACAGAAAGGUGGACCUUGAGUCCUUGUAUACUUUAGAUGUUAAUCCCCUAUAUGUUUUAGACUUUGCAAAUGCCUUCUUCUAUUCUGUCACCUAUUAACUUUGUUUAUGUGGUAUCUUUCAUGGAUAGAAAUAAUUCUGAUAUAAUCAAAUUCUUGAUUGUUCUUCUGUAUUGGUUUGUGCUUUUGACGUUUAAAGUUCUUCCCUGUCUCUAGGUCACAAAGUUCAUCCUACAUUUUAUUCAGUUGGAUUUAUGGUUUUACUUUCACAUUUAUUUCCUUAACUCAUCUGGAGUUCACCCUUAUAGAUGAUGUUAGGUAGCAAUGCAGUUUUAUUCUUCUCCAUGUAGUGGGCAGGUUUUUCCAACUCCACCUAAUAAAUGAUCUCAUCUUUCCCCA
Messenger RNA from Orcinus orca (killer whale), 23546 nucleotides. RefSeq names its product zinc finger protein 207 (gene ZNF207). The transcript has 15 exons. The record is from RefSeq and is a predicted model, not a curated record. Gene Ontology annotation, cellular component: nucleus. The coding region runs from base 129 to 1616 and encodes 495 amino acids. Lineage: Eukaryota; Metazoa; Chordata; Mammalia; Artiodactyla; Delphinidae.